GGCAGCAGCCCCUCUCAGGCCCAUCCCAGAAGCUCCCUGUACCCAUGGGGCCCUCUCAGCUUGUCCGUGCCCCUAGGCCCCGGGGCUUGAGUUUUCCUUAUCGCAGGCCAGGUAUGGGCUGGCCCCGGCCCCGGUUUCCCAGGAUGUUCAAGUGUAGCCGUAGAAGGUACCGGCAGAAAUUUCAAGGCCCAGCUGCCACCAAUCUUACCACCAUGACCACAGAUAUCAGUGCCACUCACACUGCCACCACCAGUGUGUGGAUCUUCCCACCUCAAGUUCUCAGAUACUUCUGUCAACCGGGGGGCUUUCUGAUCCUCUAGAAAUGCCCGGAAGCUAACCCAGAAGCUGGGCUCGUUCUGGACAUAGGUCUUCAAGGAGCUGUGGGUGGUAGACAACAAAUAACAAUCGUUCCGCUCAAACUGCC
This is a messenger RNA of Oryctolagus cuniculus (rabbit), 424 nucleotides long. It is a transcript of the gene P3R3URF, whose product is annotated as PIK3R3 upstream open reading frame. NCBI's taxonomy places the organism in Eukaryota, Metazoa, Chordata, Mammalia, Lagomorpha, Leporidae. The record is from RefSeq and is a predicted model, not a curated record.